Messenger RNA from Papaver somniferum (opium poppy), 2165 nucleotides. Its product is annotated as ribosome biogenesis protein bms1-like. Gene Ontology annotation, cellular component: nucleus; 90S preribosome. Bases 158 to 1423 code for a protein of 421 amino acids. The record is from RefSeq and is a predicted model, not a curated record. NCBI's taxonomy places the organism in Eukaryota, Viridiplantae, Streptophyta, Magnoliopsida, Ranunculales, Papaveraceae. The transcript has 10 exons. Gene Ontology annotation, biological process: maturation of SSU-rRNA from tricistronic rRNA transcript (SSU-rRNA, 5.8S rRNA, LSU-rRNA); ribosome biogenesis; endonucleolytic cleavage of tricistronic rRNA transcript (SSU-rRNA, 5.8S rRNA, LSU-rRNA). Gene Ontology annotation, molecular function: GTPase activity; ATP hydrolysis activity; U3 snoRNA binding.
CUCUUCACUUCUUUGGUUCUUUCCCAUGACUCAGUCUCCAUUAGCAGACGGUCGAGCUCGAGCACCAGUGACACCAGUCACACCAGCACUGUAAAGCUAACUAGCAACAUACGACGACUAGAAGGUACUUCAGAUUAUAUAGGGUUUCAAUUGAAACAUGGCGUCUGCAUCUGCUGCUUCUUCUUCUUCCAGUAAGCAGCAAGUUGUUCUGUGGGGUCCGAAUUAUGUGAAAGUAUAUACAACCACCACCACCACCACCGACAACAAUACAGAGGCAUCUACUGCGGGAUUACAGUCCGAUAUGGAAGUUGAUAGACCUGCUUAUGUAUUAGAAGAAGAAGAACGACCUCCUUAUGUUAUUGUUGUCCAUGGACCUCCCAAGGUUGGGAAGUCCACGUUGAUUAGAUCGUUAGUAGGGUAUUAUUCCAAGGACAAUCGUUACUCAGUACACGAGAAAGGUCCCAUUAAGAUCAUAUCAGGUAAAAAAAGAAGAAUACAGUUUGUGGAGUGUCCAAAUAGUGUUAGUGGUAUGCUUGAUGCUGCUAAGUACGCUGACGCUGUCAUGUUGCUCAUUGAUACAUAUACUAGCUUUGAGAUGGAGACGUUUGAAUUUGUGAACAUUUUACGAGUUCAUGGCAUGCCGAUGGUCAUGGGAGUGCUGACAUCUCUUGAUUUGUGCACAAACGUUGAUAGACUAUCAAGAACUAAAGAAUAUCUCAAAAAUCAUUUCACAACUGAAAUACAUGAAGGAGCAAGAAUAUUCUGUUUAUCUGGACUCAUAGAUGGGCUGUGCAAGGAGCAUGAAAUACUUCAUCUGGUAAAUUUCUUAUCGUCUAUGGAAUUCUAUCCUUUGUCACGGAGAGACGCACAACCUUAUGUGCUGGUAGAUCAUUUUGAAGAUGUUACUCCUCCAGAAAAUAUGGACAAGGAUAACAAAUGCAAAAGAAACAUUGUUUUGUAUGGUUACCUCCGAGGUUGUGAUAUCAAGAAUGGAGUUCAGGUGCACAUUGCUGGUGUUGGUGAUCGCCCUCUAUUUAGUGUAACAAGCUUAGCUGAUCCUUGCCCUUUACUGGCUAGUCCCAAAAGGAAGAGAUCUCGGAAAGAUAAAGAGCAUGAUGCGAGUGAGGGUUUCAAGCCAGGGACUUAUCUAAGGUUGGAGGUCCAAGACGUUCCUUUCGAGAUGAUUCAAAAUUACAAUCCUUGUCAUCUUAUUCUCAUUGGAGGCAUCAGUCCUGGAGAGGAGACUCUUGGCUAUAUUAAGGCAACACUUACGCGACAUAGUUGGCACAAGAAAUUACUGAGGACAAGAAACCCUAUCAUUGUUUCGGUUGGUUGGAGGCGGUACCAGACUAUCCCUGUGUAUGCUGUGGAGGAUCGCGAUGAACGGCUUCAAAUGCUCCAUUACACCCCAGUAGGCACGUAGUGUCUUGCAAAGUUUUGGGGCCCUCAUGCAUCCCCCAAUACUGGAAUUGUAAUUGUACAGAGUCUGCCAGACAAAAAGGCAGUGUUUCGGAUUUUAGCAACCGCUGUUGUAAUUGAUUUUAACAAGGCUUCUAAGGACACUGCGAAGAUAUUUUGGGAACAUGAGCAUGUUCGGUCUGAAGUUCAGGCUCCUCACAUCUUCAACCCACUAGCGUCAACCUCGAAGCCAAUUGAAGAGGAGAAUGUGGAGGUGACUGAGAGUUUAUUGUGUUUUGAUAAUCAAGAUGAGCAGCUGGAGUUUGCAAAACAUCCGCUACUGGUGAUUUUGAAAGACUGGAGUUUGCAAAACAUCCGCUACUGGUGAUUUUGAAAGAAGAACAGAUGUUAGAAAUACAUGCGAGAGAGGAGAGGAUGAAGAAUUGCUUAAAAGAUUUUCUCAAACAACGACAACGUGUGCUUUCCAGGGAAGAAAAGAUGUUGGCAAUACAUGAAAAGGGGGAGAGGAAAGAGAAAUUCAGACAAGAGAUGAUGCAAAGGGGUUCUAAAGUUGGAUUUGAUAGAGUUGGAGUAUAAUCUGUCAAGAAUAUGGAUAGUGUUGAGUUUUUUUUUUUUGCUAGAGAUCUGUUGUAGAUACAUCUUUGGCAACUGAACUAGGGGGCAUUGGGCAUAUAUCUUAUAAUCAGUAUAAAAUGUUGUUAAUCUCUGAAGUGCUGCAUGAAUGCAUAAUGCUGAGUUUGAAUGGA